This is a messenger RNA of Ostrea edulis (European flat oyster), 2106 nucleotides long. RefSeq lists its product as uncharacterized. Bases 20 to 916 code for a protein of 298 amino acids. Lineage: Eukaryota; Metazoa; Mollusca; Bivalvia; Ostreida; Ostreidae. The transcript has 5 exons. The record is from RefSeq and is a predicted model, not a curated record.
UCAGCUAAAGGUUGAAGUCAUGCCUAUCAUUGACAAAUUGAUUGUGAUUUUCUUUCUUACCGUUUUCUGCACUUCCUCUGGCAAAUGUGAAAAGAACGAUACCUGCAGGAACUUCAGACGUCGUCAUAUACUUAAACUGGUUUGUACAAAUGGCGGGAAAAUUUUCAUGCCUGAACUGGUGGGUUUCUAUGGUGAGGACUGCACGAAUUGUGAAGGUCAAUCCCCAGACCUUCUGGCUCAGAAGUAUGGAUGUACCUGGCGAAACCGAUGCAAAGUAAAACUGCAGAAGAGGUCCAUGGUGACUGGCUGCUACCGCAAAAUAAAUUCUAUUAAGGUCGUUAAGGGCCCGUGUAUUCAAAACGCAACAGAAAUUUUUGAUUUGAUAACAAAGAAAACUUUGGCUUUUGGUAAAAUAAAACAUCUUCCCAACACAACCUUUAUUGUGAGAAGUCAUCGACAUUUUCCGUGGAAUUACAAAUAUUUGACCGAUUCCCCCAUCCACAGACUCCGAUUUAGCAUGAAGAGGGAGGACAUUGGACAACAAAUUGUUCUCUCCGUUUCCUAUUUGGACAUUCACUCGGCCUCGGACAGCCUGUACAUCAUGUAUAACGAAAGGAUAAACAUAACAAAGCAAUGCACUCUAGCAAUAAGCAUUACAAACAUUUCCUAUUUUGAUAUCUAUUUCCACUCUAAAUCCAAUUUCCCCUUCACCGCCAGGACCAAGGGAUUCGUCAUGUGUCUGAAACUGAUGAAUAAAACUGGUCAAAACUUUGGAUCAUUGUGUGAUGACAUCAUCAGUUAUGACAAACUGCAGUUUUCAUUGAUCAAAUCUGGCUCUAGAAAAUGUGAUAGGAAAGGGGGAAAAGGACGCCGAAAAUGUAAUAAAAGAAAACCCACCAAGAAGAAGGAGACCUGACGUCAAUCGUUAUUCAGACCUGACGUCAAUCGUUAUUCGUUUCGUUGUUAUCAUAUUAUCAUUGCCGAAGUAAAGCUGUACACAACACCAGUUCUUCUCCCAUGGAGUGUAUAUUAUCAUUGCCGAAGUAAAGCUAUACAUAACACCAGUUCUUCUCCCAUGGAGUGUAUUUUUUAUUAUGAAUCCAGAAAUACUUAAGUAAACAACAUAGGUUGCUUUCAACGAACAAUUUUCUGAUUGAUUAUACACUUCUCUAACUUAGUAAUGGGGUAAAUUCUCGUACCUUAUAAUAAGCAUAUAAUGGGUUACUUCUUUAUACAUACCUUUAAAAACACAUUAUUCUAGUUGUCCAAAAUGCUUUUCUGCUUAGUGUACAGAGGGUUCUCAAGAACGUUUGAAUGUCUAUCAAUUCAAAUGCAACUGUAUUUUGGUGAAUACUUGUUGGCAAAACGCUUUAGGUGAAGACUUUGUGUAUGUCUAAGAUUAGACAAGUAACAGCAAAAUCGUGUACACUCUGCCAUGUGUUUCAUAAACUAGAAAUGGUGAAAAGUUUAGAUAGGUUCCACGAGGAAUAUGUACCGCUUCCAGCCGAGGAAAAGCUUGAAACAAUAGUCUUUGUUUGUAAGGCUUAUUUUUACAACAAUAAUUUAGAAGAUCUUGGCAAAGACGGAAUUUGAUUAUUCAAUUCAUAUUUACUGUUCCCUUUCUUUUCAACACUUUGUAAUGCAAGGUGAAGAUAACGAACAGUGAUUAAUCUCAUAACUCCUAUAAGCAAUACAAAAUAGAUAGUUGGGCAAACACGGACCCCUGGACACACCAGAGGUGGGAUCAGGUGCCUAGGAGGAGUAAGCAUCCUCUGUCGACCGGUCACGCCCGCCGUCAUAGAUCGAUUCGAUAUACAUUGUAUCCCAGGGAAAUUGACAUAAAUGACACCAGAGCGUCCUUCACAUCUGCUUCAUAUUUGGAUGUUUAUAUCACACUCACAUUCCAUCACUAUAACUUAUCCCUUCAUGUACCCCUUUUGUCAUGUUAAAUUUAGCACUUUAGAUAUACCCAUUGCGUACCUCAGACUCCUCACCUGGACAAUUCUGGUGAUUUUUUCUGUUAUUAGAGAGUAAAUACUUGUCUAAGAUUCACAUAAUUGUUACUAUAAAUAAUCACAUUUUGCUAAUUGAAUUCAUGGAUUUCAA